CUUUGUUUAUUUAUUCUAUGGAAAAAUAGUUUGUUUUAACGGGAUUUUGAUCCUUUUUUCCUUGCGAAAAUCCCAAGUUUCUUCGUUUGUGUUUUAAAUAGGGACAUCAGCAGGUGAACCAACUAACGUAUGUGAAUAAAAAUAAAUAAUUAUAUUUCUAAAGUAAUGUAUACUCAAAAACUGCAUUAUGAUGUAAAGGUUUCUAUUUUUUUUCUCUAUUUUUGUGAGGCAGCAAGUACGUUUUCGCAGCUAAGAAGAAACAAAAGAAAAGAAAAAGAAUAAGCUUCUUUUUUGAAAACGAACAUUUGUUGCAUCAACUUUUCUUCCAUAUACUUCUCUAAAUGUUCAGUGGACUACAAGGUUACAUACGAUGAUGCGACUCGGUUUACCCAGCAUUCGACACUUUGUCACGAACUGUUCAAACAAAAUGUCAGCUACAGAUCCUACAAAAGAAAAGCUAAUUUUUGCGCCAAAUCGCUACCAAUACACUAAAGCAAGUCUUCAUAAAGAGGACUUGGAGGGUAAGGAUCCGUUACUCCUGUUUAAUGACUGGUUCCAAGAAGCUAGCAAAGACUCUGCUAUUCAAUCACCAGAAAGCACUACUUUAUCUUCGGCACGCCUUCCUUCCGGAAGAGUAUCUUCCCGUUUGGUAUUGUUGAAAGAAUUGGACCAUAGAGGAUUCAUUAUUUUUACCAACCUUGAAACUUCAAAGAAGGCACAAGACUGGGAAACAAACCCCUAUGCCUCCUUAUCAUUUUGGUGGGAGUCUUUGCAACGACAAGUGCGGAUCGAGGGAAUUGUCGAACAUCUUACUCGUGAAGAAACAGAGGAGUACUUCCAAACUCGACCUCGCGUAUCUCGAAUUGGAGCAUGGGCUUCUCCCCAGAGCACUGUGAUCCAGGAUCGUAAAGAGUUAGAAGAACGUGUUCAAUCAUACAAAGAAAAGUUUGGCGAAGACGAAUCCGUUUUAGUACCUGCUCCCAAGUUUUGGGGCGGUAUUCGCAUUGUACCUUUAGAAAUCGAGUUUUGGCAAGGUGGGCAAUAUCGUCUACAUGAUCGCUUUUCAUUCCGCAGGGAAAAUUUGGAUAGCGACUACCAACUGGUUCGCUUAUCCCCUUGAUUUUUACCUUUUUUGCCAGUACGCAUGUCUUGCUAUCUGCUCUACUGAAUAAGCAACGUGUUCUUCUCUUCAGUGAAAUAUGUAUGAAUUCCUUAAUAUAUGGCCUUCAUUAACUGAGUAACUAUUGAAAAUCGAAAAGUCCUUCACUACAUACUUGGCAAUAUAACAAGCCUUCCAACUACGCAAUAUAGAGAUUUUAUUUUUUUUCUUUUGUCUUUGUCUUGUAUCUUUUUAAGAGAAACUUUGUACAGAGAAUUCAAACGAUUUGUUUAGUAAAUUUUGAAACCUUUAACGAAACCAACGAAAAUAUUUCCGGACUUGUCGCAACAUACUUCACGAAAAUAAAAAAACUCUCUUCUGACAGUUUAUUUAUUUGAUGAAUGUUCUAGAAAAAAAAAACCACUCCUAAUAUAAUGUACAAAUUAAAUAAAAGAAAACAAGACUUAUGUUGAAAAUAGCAGCACUCACAGAAUAAAAUCGUACAAAACCAUGUCUUUCGAUGAUAUAUACAACAUAUAAUGAUACCUUAAGAU
This is a messenger RNA of Schizosaccharomyces octosporus yFS286, 1653 nucleotides long. Its product is annotated as pyridoxamine 5'-phosphate oxidase. The record is from RefSeq and is a predicted model, not a curated record. The transcript has a single exon. Bases 371 to 1120 code for a protein of 249 amino acids. Gene Ontology annotation, biological process: pyridoxine biosynthetic process. Gene Ontology annotation, molecular function: pyridoxamine phosphate oxidase activity; FMN binding. Lineage: Eukaryota; Fungi; Ascomycota; Schizosaccharomycetes; Schizosaccharomycetales; Schizosaccharomycetaceae.